Molecule: messenger RNA, 2110 nt
Organism: Parathielavia appendiculata
Lineage: Eukaryota; Fungi; Ascomycota; Sordariomycetes; Sordariales; Chaetomiaceae
Product: DAGAT-domain-containing protein
Exons: 3
Coding region: 392-1801 (469 amino acids)
Biological process (GO): triglyceride biosynthetic process
Cellular component (GO): endoplasmic reticulum membrane
Molecular function (GO): diacylglycerol O-acyltransferase activity
Source: RefSeq, a predicted model, not a curated record
AGUCUCCCUUUGCGGCGUACAGUAACCGACCCGGGAACCAACGGCGUGGCAGGGGCGAAAACAAUGGACUUUCAUAUGGUGUGCUGUCGGAUAUAGUUCUCUUCUGGCGAUAACAAACAAGCAAGCACCGUAACGUCCUCACCUUAGAAAUCACGAUCGACCGAUCGAGCUGAGCUCACAGCUUGCUCUUCCCGUCCAAACCCCAGGUGCCGCCGCAAGCAGGCGUCGUGCCUCUUGAUACUAUCGAAUCCGGGUUCACCCUGGACGCCAAACCGCUGCUUCCGUUCGCAUUCCCCCACUAGCACCAGCUACAUCGCCAGCCCUUCCUGCUCCCCAUUUUGGUUGGUUGCGCAUGAUCGAUCUUGCCCCCUCUAUCGGGGCCCGUUGAACCAUGUCUGUCCCGGAUAUCGUUGCAGCCCAUCAAGAUGCAGGCCCUGUUGCUCCCGUGGCAGAUGGCAGCAUUACGCCGAGCCAAGAGAAGACCGAGACGGAACCCGACGGCAGCCUGACACCGAACUCUGUCCAAGACGAAAGAGGGGCUCUCUUCCAGAGCGUUGACAUUGCGGCCUCCACGGGGGACAUUGCUGAGAAAGACGCCGACGACGUUACUUUGGGUGGUUAUGAGACCCCUCAACAGAAGGGAAGCCCGCGGAACUCGGUGCUGGCUUCCAUCAAGCGCAAGACCAGCGCCACCGAGUACCCGCCCCUCACCGACGAGGCCGGCAAGGAGGCGGCAGCCCGGGAGCGGGACCGGGCGAACGCCCAUAGAGCAGGCGGAAUCCGGUUCGCCCCCUGGAACAUACCCUACCGGCGCCGGGUGCAGACGAUGGCUGUUGUGGCGCACUGCAUGAGCAUCGUCAUGACCGUCUCCUUCUUCUUCUUCCUCUGCGCCAUCCCGCUCACCUGGCCGCUCCUCAUCCCCUACCUCCUGCACAUGCUCCUCUCCAAGUCGGCCAGCGACGGCCGCCUGCGAGCCCGCUCGGAGCGCUUCCGCCGCCUCCCCGUCUGGAGGUUCUUCGCCGACUACUUCCCCGCCCGGCUGCACAAGACGCACCACCUGCCGCCGACGCGCAAGUACAUCUUUGGCUACCACCCGCACGGCAUCAUCUCGCACGGUGCCUUCGCCGCCUUUGGCACCGAGGCCCUCGGCUUUGCCGACCAGUUCCCCGGCAUCACAAACAGCCUGCUGACGCUCGACUCCAACUUCCGCAUCCCGCUCUACCGCGACUACAUUCUCGCGCUCGGCAUCCAGUCCGUGUCCAAGGAGUCAAUCCAGGCGAUCCUGACGACGGGCGGGCUCAACGGCGAGGGGAUGGGCCGGGCCGUGACCAUCGUCGUGGGCGGCGCGCGUGAGUCGCUCGAGGCGUACCCGGGCACGCUACACCUGGUGCUGGCGCAGCGUAAAGGGUUCGUCAAGAUGGCGCUGCGCACGGGCGCCGACCUGGUCCCCGUCUUGGCCUUCGGCGAGAACGACUUGUACGACCAGGUCAGCCCGCAGCGGCACCCGCUGCUCCACGCGCUGCAGAGGUGGCUGCUGCGGACGCUCAAGUUUACGCUGCCGUUCUUGCACGGCAGGGGCAUCUUUAAUUAUGAUGUGGGUUUGAUGCCGUAUCGGAGGCCCUUGAAUGUUGUCGUCGGCAGGCCCAUCGCCGUCCGGCAGGUCAGGGAGGGAAACGGGGUGGAUCCGCGCGAGGUGGACAGGUUACAUGCUGAGUAUGUCGGCGAGCUGGAAAGGAUGUGGGAGGUGUACAAGGAUGUGUUCGCGCCGGGACGGAAGGAGGAGAUGAGGAUUCUGAGGUGAUGCCUGUAUCUUUCGUUUCUCGUCUCUUCUAAUCUUUUCCUUGCUGAAGUUAACUUGCUGUUUGUACACUUGCGUGUGUGAUUUGAGGGUUGGGAUCAAGGGGUUUAACGUGUUGUUGUUUUUACUACACUCCUCAUGGUUCUUAUAUGGGCGAGCUGGAUUGGAUGUUAUAGAUGCGUAUGCAUGACGAUGGCUACGGUAUUGCUAUACUACUCAGGCGCCCCUUUUUUUUUUCUUUUUUUUUGGGGGUUUGAUAACAUCAAGAAUAUCCACUGCUGUUUCUUGUGUUGCAGCUAUACAAAAGUACAC